This is a messenger RNA of Dioscorea cayenensis subsp. rotundata (Guinea yam), 2645 nucleotides long. Its product is annotated as DNA ligase 1-like. Gene Ontology annotation, biological process: DNA repair; DNA biosynthetic process; DNA recombination. The record is from RefSeq and is a predicted model, not a curated record. The transcript has 19 exons. The coding region runs from base 39 to 2309 and encodes 756 amino acids. Gene Ontology annotation, cellular component: mitochondrion; nucleus. Gene Ontology annotation, molecular function: ATP binding; DNA binding; DNA ligase (ATP) activity. Lineage: Eukaryota; Viridiplantae; Streptophyta; Magnoliopsida; Dioscoreales; Dioscoreaceae.
GCGCGCGCGCAGCUCCUAAAACCUUCAUCGAUCGUUUCAUGGUCAUUCUCCGAACCUCUUCUCUCUUCCUCGCUCUCCGAUGCUCUCCUCCUCCUUCUCUUCGCUCCUCUCCCUUCUCCCUAAACCCUAACCCUCUCUUCCACCGCCUUUCCUCCUCGUUCCGCUGUCAUCGUGCAAUGUCCGGCCAGCGUACUGUCGCCGAUGUCCUUAUGGGCGCCGCCCGCGCCGCUGCCAAGAAGAACACCAAGAAACCAUCCACCGCCACCACCACAACUUCCUCUGCCCCUGUCCCCUCCGAUCCCCAGCCUGAGGACGCUGCCCCACCUCCAAAGAAACCUAAAACCCUAGAUGGAACUGCACAUUCCGAUCCCGAGCCCAAGAACUCGAUUCUUGAGCUCAAGAAGAAAGGGCAUGAUUUCAACCCUAAGGCCGCUGCUUCGUGGAAGGACGGGGAACCUGUCCCUUUCCUCUUCCUCGCCCGCGCGCUUGACUUGAUCUCGAAUGAAUCGGGACGGAUCGCGAUCACCGAUAUUAUUUGCAAUGUUUUCCGGACUGUCAUUGCUACCACACCCGGCGAUCUCCUUCCAACUGUUUAUCUUUCGGCUAAUAAGAUUGCUCCGCCGCAUGAGGGUAUUGAGCUUGGGAUUGGGGACGCUUCGAUUGUCAGGGCACUUGCAGAGGCUUAUGGACGGAAGGAGGAGCAUGUGAAGAAGCAGCUCAAGGAGUUGGGUGACUUGGGCCUUGUUGCAAAGGCUAGCCGUUCAUCUCAGAUGACAAUGCGCAAGCCCCAGCCUUUGACGAUUGCCAGGGUCUUUGACACAUUCCGGGCCAUUGCAAAGGAAUCUGGAAAGGAUAGUCAGGACAAGAAAAGGACUCACAUAAAAGGACUUCUUGUUGCAGCAACUGAUUGUGAACCUCAGUAUAUAAUUCGUCUCCUGCAGUCAAAAAUGCGAAUAGGGUUGGCAGAGAAAACUGUUUUAGUAGCUCUUGGUCAAGCAGUUGUAUAUGCUGAAAAACCUAAAGUUGCUUCUGAGCAAGUUCAGUCUUCACUUGAAGAGGCUGGAAAGAUAAUCAAACAGGUGUAUUCAGUGCUUCCUGUGUAUGACAAAAUUGUUCCCUCUCUUCUUCAUGUUGGUGUGGGGAAACUUCAAGAAGUAUGUGAUUUUUCUUUGGGUGUGCCUGUUGGACCCAUGCUAGCUAAACCAACUAAGGCUGUCUCAGAGAUCCUUGACAAAUUCCAGGGCAUGGAAUUCACUUGUGAAUACAAAUAUGAUGGUGAACGUGCUCAGAUACAUUACAUGGAGGAUGGGUCAGUUGAGAUAUACAGUCGUAAUGCUGAGCGAAAUACUGGAAAGUACCCUGAUGUUGUUAAUUAUGUAUCAAGAUUCAAGAAGCCCUCAGUAAAAUCUUUUGUGCUGGAUUGUGAAAUUGUUGCUUAUGACCGUGAGAAAAUGAAAAUUUUGCCAUUCCAGGUCUUGAGCACUCGUGCUCGCAAAGGUGUCAUACUGAGUGACAUAAAGGUUGCAGUCUGUACUUAUGCCUUUGAUAUUUUGUAUAUUGAUGGCCAACCCCUCCUAAAGGAACAACUCAAAGUUCGGAGAGAGCAUCUUUAUAGGUCUUUCGAGGAAGUACCCGGAGAAUUUAAAUUUGCUACUACAAUAACAUCAAAUGACCUUGAAGAAAUACAAAAGUUUCUUGAAACUGCCGUCAACUCCAGUUGUGAAGGAUUGAUUAUCAAAACGUUGGAUAAGGAUGCUACUUAUGAGCCUUCAAAGAGGUCAAAUAACUGGUUGAAAUUGAAGAAGGACUACAUGGAUUGUAUUGGUGAUUCAUUAGAUUUGGUGCCUAUUGCUGCAUUCCAUGGCCGUGGAAAACGUACAGGGGUUUAUGGUUCUUUUCUUCUUGCUUGCUAUGAUGAACAAAAUGAAGAAUAUCAAAGUAUAUGCAGUAUCGGGACUGGGUUUUCUGAAUCUCAACUUGAGGAAUGUUCUAAAAGCCUUCGCAAUAAAGUAAUCCCUAAACCAAAGCCAUAUUAUCGUUAUGCUGACACAAUGAAUCCUGAUGUAUGGUUUGAACCAGCAGAGGUUUGGGAGGUGAAAGCAGCAGAUUUGAGCAUUAGUCCUGUCCAUCGUGCAGCUAGUGGCAUAGUAGACCCAAAUAAGGGUAUUUCUCUCCGAUUUCCUCGUCUUCAACGUGUACGAGAUGACAAGACCCCUGAUCAAGCAACUACUUCGGAGCAGGUUGCUGAGAUGUAUCGUGCUCAGAAAAUCAACCACACAAAUAAUCAAGAUGAUGACGAGGAUGACUGAGGAACCCAGAAUACUGUUGACCAAAGUUCUCUUAACGUGUUUCAAAUGGGUUCUCUUAAAGUCCUACAGCCCGAGAGUCAAACCACAUUACGAUGCAUUGAACAAUGGGAAAUAGUGAGAGAAGCAGCUCUUGUCAUGAUGUGUGCCCUGCCGCGGCUGUGUUAGGUAAAUAGUCUCUUCAGCCAUGGAUUAUGUGAUCUUUUCUUCGGACAAUGAAGUAUCCUUACAAGACAUGCAUGAUGUACUUGAUUUAUCUUGUUACUUAAAAUUACCCUCCAUCACUUACAUUUUCACUGUAACUGAUAAAAAAGCUGUCGUAGUGUAUCCUGUUUUUAA